CUCCCACCAGCUGCGCGCCAUCCAGCCGGGGUCGUGGCUCUUCCAGCUGGUCAGGAAAGGCGCGAGGCUUCUCUGCAGCGACGGCGCGUCCGGCUUCUUCCAGCUGCGCAGCGCGGCCGGGGGGGUCUGUUUUUUUUUUUAUUUUUGCCCGCGCGCGCAGGUUCCAGCUGUGCAAACAGGCAAGCAGGCAGUAGCGCGCGGCGCGGCCACGAGCUUGACGCCGGCUGCACAGUCUGGGCCAGGAGGGAGAGAAGCCCGCCAAGCUGAAGGAGGGUGGCGCUGGGAGGAGGAGGAAGAAAAGACGAGGCGGCGAGGAUGAGGAGGAUGGCGAGCAGGAGUCCCCGGGCAGCCGCGCGGAGAUGCCGCAGCCGGGCUUGCGCCCUCCUGGCCGCUGCCGCUGCUGAGAUACGGGCCGUCGGCCCCAGGUGAGGGAGCUGCCUGUAACCCCACCCCCAGCCCAGUCAAAGGACUAUGCCCACGGCUCCCUACCCCCUCAGCCAUGGAGAGUCCCAUGUUUGACACUGUCCUGGAGACAACAGACGGGGUGGCCCCUGACCCCAGCUGGACCGUACCCUACCCAUUGGGCUUCCAGGUCUCACUGACAGGCUUCCUAAUGCUGGAGAUUGUGCUGGGGGUGAGCAGCAACCUGACCGUCCUGGUCCUCUAUUGCCUGCAAGCUGGUCUGGUUGACUCGGUCAGCAACAUGGUGACUAUGAACCUGCAUGUGCUGGAUGUCCUCAUUUGCGUGGUGUGUGCGCCGCUCACCAUGGUGGUCGUGCUGGUGCCUCCAGACCGUGCCGCCACCUUGCUUUGCUGCUUCCAUGAGGCUUGCAUCACCUUCAGCAGUGUGGCCACCGCCACCAACGUGCUGGUGAUCAGCCUGGACCGCUACGACAUCUCUGUGCGGCCAGCUCAGCGCGUGUUGACACCAGCCCGCGCCAUCCUCCUCCUGGCUGGUGUCUGGGUGCUGUCUUUGGCAGUCUUCUUCAUCCCUUUCCUUGAGGGUGAGUUUGGCCACGCUAACAAGUGGCAGAACCGCACAGUGCUCUGUGUUGGCCCAAAGGAGUUCCAUGCUGAACUGGGUACCUCCUACCAUUUGGCAAUCCAGAUCCCCACUUUCUUUGCUGCUGUGGCCGUCAUGCUCGUGACAUAUGCCAAGAUCCUGCAGGCCCUCAACAUCAGCAUUGGGAGCACCUUCAAGCGCAGCCAGCGCCGCAAGACCAAGAAAAGGAAACGGCGGAAAUCGGCAGAGCCCAGCUGCAGCCUAGCCAGCGGAGGAGAGGUCAAACGGCUUUCUCAGCCAGUGCCUGCCCUUCCUACGCCGCCACCUAUGGGGGUGCAGGCCUCAGUCUCUGUGAUCAUUGCACUGCGGCGAGCAGUGAAGCGUCACCGUGACCGAAGAGAGCGCCAGCGACGUGUUUUUCGCAUGUCCCUUCUCAUCAUCUCCACCUUUCUUUUGUGCUGGGCGCCACUCUCCGUUGCCAAUUUGCUCAUCCUGUGCCGAGGACCCAGCCCUUUGCUGGGCAAGCUGCGAAUAUGCUUCCUGGCCAUGGCCUAUGGCACCACCAUCUUCCACCCUCUCCUCUAUGCCUUCACCCGCCAGAAGCUGCGUAAUGUACUCCGUAGCAAGCUGAAGAAGCGGGUGGUGUCAGCCCUGCAGGUGGACCCUGCCCCUGGGGGCACAGUCAUCCACAACUCCUGGGUGGAGCCGCCACGUAAGAGCUGCAAGGGCCGCUCGCGAGGCAGCGAUGGCGCCGAGCAUUGUCUGACGGAGGCCACUAAGGAGUGAGGCACGGUUGCUGAGCCCUCAAAAUGGCUUCUGGAAGAAUUGGGGGGGACGGUGGAGUGGUAAUCGCUGCCCUCAUUCAAGCUGGUGAAUAAAGGGUGCCAAACACUAAAACGGCUGAAAAGCAAAGGGCAGGGACUGAGCCCUCAUCAAAGUCACCAGAAACUAAACUAACGGUGCUAAUCCCUCAGCUGAAGCCACUAAUGAGAAGUGAGGGUGAGCAAUGUUUUACCGAGAAGGGAGGGCCAGCCAUAAAUAUCUCAAUAAAACCCUAACCAUUUCAGUGUAGGAUGUGACACUGAUUCCUCACAAGGGUCCCCAGUGCAUAAGGCCUUCCUGUAGCCAAUGCUGAAACC
Molecule: messenger RNA, 2142 nt
Organism: Heteronotia binoei (common prickly gecko)
Lineage: Eukaryota; Metazoa; Chordata; Lepidosauria; Squamata; Gekkonidae
Product: G-protein coupled receptor 22-like
Exons: 2
Coding region: 500-1789 (429 amino acids)
Biological process (GO): G protein-coupled receptor signaling pathway
Cellular component (GO): membrane
Molecular function (GO): G protein-coupled receptor activity; peptide binding
Source: RefSeq, a predicted model, not a curated record